AUGAAAGGUGUGAAUUUCAUUAUUGGCCCACUUAGUGCUUUAAACGGCUUCGCCAGGCCAACUCAGGCUUCAUCCGUCACCCUCGGCUGUCUCGGGCUCCUCAAGUCGGCUCGUGUGUUUCACAAUUUUGCGAUGCCAAGGCACAUGCGGGCCGGAUCAACGCAAGCCCGGGCGCAUGAAGUGGUCCACACCGGAAGGUGUCUGCACCCAUCGAUUGUGCACAUCCGCUUAUCUUUCCCAGGCCAGUUCAGAUGGCAUGUCGGGCUGAAGUGGAGAGCAUUCGGCCGCCCUUGGACGACGCAGAGUGGCCACAUGCAGCAACACUUUAUCGUUUGCGUUCUCGCAAGUCCUGCCUCUGGCCCCCGACCGACUGACCAACCGACCGACCGACCGACCGACCAACGGACUGAUGGACCGACGGACCGACUGACCGACCGGCUCACGAGUGAAUGGGCGCACACCUCCUUUCGCUUGCUCUCUUUUUCCCAUUGCCAACACCGUCGGUACAGACAGCAAAAGGGCUUGCAGGCAGACGAGCAGCCCCCCACGCCUUUUUGGUACCGGACGCGUCUGCGACUCGACUACCCUCACUGGCAGCCGUCCGAUGGCCUACGCUCAGAUUUCCAAGUUUAG
Protopolystoma xenopodis is the source of this 633-nucleotide messenger RNA. NCBI's taxonomy places the organism in Eukaryota, Metazoa, Platyhelminthes, Monogenea, Polystomatidea, Polystomatidae. The record is from the annotation of a GenBank genome assembly.